This is a messenger RNA of Emericellopsis cladophorae, 1362 nucleotides long. RefSeq names its product DNA replication complex GINS protein SLD5. Gene Ontology annotation, biological process: double-strand break repair via break-induced replication; DNA-templated DNA replication. Lineage: Eukaryota; Fungi; Ascomycota; Sordariomycetes; Hypocreales; Bionectriaceae. The record is from RefSeq and is a predicted model, not a curated record. The coding region runs from base 1 to 1362 and encodes 453 amino acids. Gene Ontology annotation, cellular component: GINS complex; membrane. The transcript is spliced from 4 exons.
AUGGCCCAACAGCAUCCUCUCCAAAAGCUGAGGUCGCCCUCACGGACCUUCUCCUUAUUACUCCAUGUCCUGGGUGUUGCGUCUUUCAGUUACAACUUCAACUUUCUGACGGUCUGGGAGACACCAUUCGACCUGGCGUACGGAUGGCACUUUCAAUUCCUCACCAUCCUGGGCCUCUCGGCUGCCCUGCUGUCCUUUAGCUUUGGCAUACUGGCCGACCUGACCCUGGCGCCCGUGUUUUUCACAGCGAAGAACAUCAUCUCCAUUGUCGCUACCCCACUUGAAGUGGUCAUCUCACUACUCUACUGGGGACUCCACCUCAUCAACCCAGAGCUACUCUUCGUUGACAAUAUGCGCCUGCCAGUGCUCACAGACAUGGGAUUCCACCUCGCCCCUUCGGUGUUCUUGACGUUGGACCUGGUGCUGUUGAGUCCGCCUUGGACGAUUCCUGCCCAUGGCAUGAUGGCGAUGAGUACUGGCUUGGCUCUUGGUUACUGGUACUGGAUUGAGCUAUGCUUCAGUCACAAUGGGUGGUAUCCGUAUCCCAUCUUCGGGUUGCUCAACACGACGCAGAGAGUGCUUCUCUUCACGUUCGCGGCCUUCUUGUCGACAGUCUCCAGCAUGAUGCUCAAGUGGGUGUAUGAUCUCGCCCAUCGGGAAGCAGACUCAAACCAAAACUUACGCCAAUGCGACACCAUGGAUAUUGAUGAUAUUCUGCGCUCUGUCGACCCUUCGACAAGCGGCAUCCCCCGCGAGACAACCGACCUUCAAAUCCUGACGCGUCUCUGGGUUGCCGAGCGCUCAGCUCCUGAGCUGCUGGCCUGGCCAUCCGAUGGCGUCUUUGAGCGUGUCAACAAUCGCAUAAAGGCCCAGAUUGAAAAAGUAGAAGACAUGACGGGGGACAUGGAUCCCACCACCAACUUUGCCCUCAUCGUCAUCCAGACCGAGCUCGAGCGCUACAAGUUCCUCGUCCGCAGCUACCUGCGCGCCCGCAUCGCCAAGAUUGACAGGCACACCCUGCAUUACCUCUCGAGCAGUGAGCUGCGCGCGCGGCUGGCGCCGACGGAGCUCGCGUACGCGACCCGCCACCAGGCCCUGCUGCACAACCACUACCUCUCCUCGUUCCUCAACGCGUUCCCGCCGCAGCUGCAGAACCUCAACGACACGGCGGGCGGCGUCAGCAUGAUUGACGCGCCGGAUCUCGACACGGCUGUCUUUGUGAGGAUGCUGACCGACAAGGAGGUCUCUGGCCGGGGGAGCGAUCGGGACAACUCGCUGAACGCGGCCGAGGGGGACGUCUUGAUCAUGAGGUGGGAGAGCGCGAGAGACAUGGUCAACAAGGGCGAGGCGGAGUUGGUGUAG